AUGGUCUGGUCGGGAUACUUGAACCCGUCAAUUGCAGUUGUCGAAGCCAUCGACAAACACUCGGCACAGGAAGAACGAGCAAUGAUCGCUAGAACGGAACCGUUUCUGGGUGGAUGGAGGAACAGGCUGACAGGAACCGUCUACUGCAACGCGUGCACGCAAACUAGGAUAAACAGACAGGACGUAAGCGAGAGGACCACGCAGACCGAAUUCUCGACAGACAAAUGCACGGACACGCCGUGCAACGUCACGGUUCAAGCGAAUUCGUUUCCUGACAAGAGAGACAGACUCCUGGAAGCCACGAGCUUUAAGGAUCCCCGAAACGAGAAGAUCCUGGAGAGUGUCGUAAAGAUACAGAGGUUUUACAGAGCUCACCGCUACAGGUUCACCGCGAUCCGGCCACUCGGCGAUAAGGACACGGCCAAGCAGGAAAUACCAUUGGAGCCGAUGUCCUACCGUAGCCAGGAUUUCGCCAUACUAAACCGCACGUCCCCGAGAACGAGGACGGACUUCGAGUUGCUCUACAAUCUCCUGGAUCGUUGGCGUAUCCGUGAAACGGAGAGGGCGAGACAACGACACUCGGAUCCAGCUAGAACCGCGUUCUGCAGACUGAUCCUGUCGAAAGAGAUCGAGCUCCUGCGAGGCAUAGACUCUCUAAAGACAGGCCUGCAGCUUAAAAGCAAGAACAAGGUCUACCGGAAGUUCCUGGACGACCUUUCCAAGCCGAUAGUUUGGAGAACCGGCCACGGUGAACCGAUUCUGGUGGAGACUCCACGCGUGCAGCGUGCACGACGCUUCAGGGACGCGUUCGAGGCGCUGUCGAACGAGGAUGGACCGAUCGGUGAACGCGUCGGGACGCUGCGUCGGCUCAGAAACGUCGUCGAGGCUCACACGUGCAAACCGUCGGACGAUCUUGUGCGCUUGCUCGACCAGGAGAUCGAUCUUCUGGGGCGCGACGUCGACGAGAGUAAAUUAAACUGGCUGAGAAAUCGACUGAAGAUCGCCUUUCUGAUAUUCGCGAGGGAAGCGCUGGGAAACGACUCGGAGGGGGCGAGGCUGAUCGGUCGUAAAACGAUCUGCGCCAGCUGCGGCAGAUUACUAUCCGCGGAUAACUUUUCCUGGGUGAAACGACGCCGAGCGGCCUCCUGCAAUUAUUGCCAGGACGCGAGGACUCGAUCCGGUCCCCGUGUCGUCUACGGGCCCUACGAUAAGAUGCUUCGCGAUCUGAGACGCAGCGAGGCUGGAAAUCGUUGCUACGCCAGCCUGGCCUUCGUCGUCGACGCCAAGAUCGUUCACCGUUUGGUGAACGACGUGUGGCACGGUAAAUCGGCCAUUUCCCAGCGCGAUCGACUCGACGAGCUGAGACUCGUGAGGCUUCGCAGGAACGUACAGUGGUCGCCGUGGAACUGUCUUCUCCUGACCGCGAACGAGGCCUCCGUGCACACCAGGAUCGACGAUCUCGACGAGUUCUACGGGCCAAUGAUGCUGCACAAGUUUCACACCAGGAAUCUCCAAGCCAAACUUCUCUUCGAGUCUGUGGCUGGGAUCCAAAAAAUGUAUCCUUGUUCAUAA
This is a messenger RNA of Colletes gigas, 1572 nucleotides long. RefSeq names its product IQ and ubiquitin-like domain-containing protein. The coding region runs from base 1 to 1572 and encodes 523 amino acids. The record is from RefSeq and is a predicted model, not a curated record. Gene Ontology annotation, biological process: cilium assembly. Lineage: Eukaryota; Metazoa; Arthropoda; Insecta; Hymenoptera; Colletidae. The transcript has 3 exons. Gene Ontology annotation, cellular component: motile cilium; acrosomal vesicle.